This is a messenger RNA of Sordaria macrospora k-hell, 2223 nucleotides long. The record is from RefSeq and is a predicted model, not a curated record. NCBI's taxonomy places the organism in Eukaryota, Fungi, Ascomycota, Sordariomycetes, Sordariales, Sordariaceae.
AUGGCGACCGCUGAGCAAGAGUCAGAGCAGCGUCAACCGGACGAACAGUACCAAGCUGUCGAGCCGCAAUCGUCCCAAGUCACUACUUCCGAUGAACCCCCCAAGACCGAGCCUGCUGUCCGCUUCAAGUCGACUGUCGAAGAAAUCACCCCCGAGGGCACCACAUCGACACCUACCAUUGCACCAGAUGUCACCCUCGGCGAACCGGGUGAGGUCACCCCCGAGCAGCUUCGUGAUAUCGCCGAGAGGUUGAAGGCCUGUCCGCUGCAGGAGCGGAGGAUAGGCCUUUUCCAGUACGAGGCAUUCUCGCUUCCCGCUUCAAGGACACCUUCCCACGAAGAUGAAUCGAGAGCUCCCAGUCGCGAACAUACACGGAGCUCGGCAGGUCGCAACUCACCGCUUCUUACUCCGCACAUCAGGGGCCACGAAAUGCAUACACCUCCUCUCACGCCGGCUGGUACCGACAGCGUCGACCGAGAACUUCGCCGCGAAGGCGCCGUGACGCAGGAAAGGCGGAGUCAUAACCUCAUUACUCCUCAGGAUUCUUCCCACGAACCGACAUCACCUACCUCUCUCCGCCAUGUUCAGCUGCCUACACCCGACGAGCAGCUGCAAAGCUCUUCCAGGCCGACUUCGAUAGAUGCCCGAGAACGUCCUCAGAUCACUAUCGGUGAACAUCGCAGAGGGUUAUUUUCCGUUGGAUCCGGUAGCAGUUCUCCCAGUAGAUCUCAGCCUGCGUCCCGUGAAUCCAGCCCUUCCCGAGCGGUAGCCGCGUCACAGUUCUACACACGCCAACUACCUCCUCCCGGCGAUGUCAACGAUCCGUACUCAGCAAGCAAACGACCUGCGCAGAAAGGCAUCGAGCCUCGCUUUAUCUUCUCCAGGAAAAAGAACUCUUCCUCCUUGAGCCUGGUAUCCAAGGGCGACAAACGCUCAAAGAAGGAUCGCCAUGACAACGACGACGAGGCUUCGAUUCACAGCAGAAACAGCUCAAUGGCGGAUCUGAAGAGGUUCUUCAAGCUGGGGACUCACAAGAACAAGCCGAGACCGGCGUCUCCUGCUGCUUCUGUAAUGUCUACGCCCAAGACACCGGGAGUCAAGUCUGCCCAGAUUCCGUUCGGCGACGAUCACGGUCUCUCUUCCAAAUACGGAAAGCUUGGCAAGGUGUUGGGUGCGGGCGCGGGAGGAUCCGUGAGGCUCAUGAAGCGCAGCGAAGACGGUGUCGUCUUUGCUGUCAAGGAGUUCCGUCCUCGCCACUCGUACGAAACCGAGCGCGAAUAUGUCAAGAAGCUUACGGCCGAGUAUUGUAUGGGAUCUUCUUUGCACCACGGCAACAUCAUCGAAACCCUGGACAUUGUCCAGGAGAAGGGCAAGUGGUACGAGGUGAUGGAGUACGCCCCAUACGACCUGUUCGCUAUCGUCAUGACAGGGAAGAUGUCUCGAGAGGAGGUCAGCUGUUGCUUCCUUCAGAUCUUGAGCGGUGUCACAUACCUUCACAGCAUGGGUCUCGCGCAUCGGGAUCUGAAGCUCGACAACGUGGUGGUUAGCGAGCAUGGCAUUAUGAAGAUUAUCGAUUUUGGUAGUGCUCAUGUUUUCCGGUAUCCAUUUGAGACUAACAUUGUCCAUGCCUCAGGCAUUGUUGGAUCCGACCCAUAUCUUGCCCCCGAGGUGUAUGACGAGAAGAAAUACGACCCCGAGGCCGUCCCUCGAUUGACCGACAACUCGUUCAAGCUGUUCGCUGCAGAGCCUUCGUUCGGACACGACCCCAAGAAGCUGUUGCUCCCGCCUUCAGCCUCAACGUCAGCACUUAGCGAUAUUCCGUAUAGAGACUAUGACCCUCAGAGCAUCAGGGGAAGCAGCGACAAGAUCGACAAGGUCCAAGACGACAAGAAGACGACUCCCGAUCACAAGCCGACGGCGUCUACAACCAGUGUACAAGGAGAAGCUGGCAGCACCGGAGAGAAGAAGGAGGUUAUCCGCGGUCCGUGGAGAAUCCUCAGGCUUCUCCCGAGGGAAAGCAGACACGUCAUCGGCAGAAUGCUUGAUCUUGAUCCCAAGACUCGAGCUAAGAUGUCGGAGAUUCUUGAUGAUCCCUGGGUAGCGAACACAGUCAUCUGCCGGCAGAUUGGCCCCGGCAACGUGGCACACGCGGAUGACCACACACAUAUUCUCGAACCCCCAGCAGCACCUGCAGGCACCAAAGAUGAGAAGGCUAAACGCUAG